AUGGCUCUCCUAACAUUUCUCUUUUUCCUCUGCGUUUCACUUUUUCUUCAUAAACCAACAACUGCUGAAACUUGCUCAACUUCAUGCCGUGGUGGCGGACCCGAAGUCAAGUUUCCUUUCGGGCUGAACGCCGAUGGCAACCGAAAUGAUCAUUGCAGCUACCCAGGUUUUGGUCUUUCCUGCAGCAACAGAACGGGAGAACUAGUCCUUAAUCUCCCUGAAUCCGGAGAAUUCUUAGUCAGACACAUCGAUUACGAGACCCAACAUAUAUGGAUCAACUACCCUGAUAUCUGCCUCCCUAAACGAUUCUUGCAGUCUUUCAAUUUAUCGGGGACUCCUUUUGACUCGAAAUUCUCGUAUAUCGUCACGUUCUUCAAUUGCUCUGCUAGCGAAGUAGCUAGGAUUGGGUUAAGGCCAAUUCCAUGCCUUAGCAAUCAGAAUUAUUCUGUCGUGGCUUCCCAGACAGACUUUUCUUUGGACUCUACUUCCAAUAAUUUACGGUCUAGAUGUCAUCCUAUAAGGACCGUUACAAUUCCAUUUGUUUGGUAUGACUGGUGGAGCGGGGUCCGGUUAGAAUGGUACAAUCCCGAUUGUAGGUCAUGUGUAGAACGUCGAGGGGAUUGUCGAUUCAAGAAUAGUACUAGUCAGGCGAUUGGGUGCUUCAAUCUGCCAAGCCAAGCAGGUCGUCUUCCUAAGAGUGCCAGAUAUGGAAUUAUCAUAGGCAUUGGAAUUCCGGGAAUCCUGUGCCUAAUUGGGCUUGCUUUGUUCGUUGGUAGCCGAGUGAGAACUUAUGGACGUCGGCGCAACCUCCCCAGCAUUGAAUUUUCCACAUCAGUCUCCCUUUCACCGGCUGUUAUCAUAAGAGGACUUGAUGGACCAACUAUUGAAUCCUACCCAAAGACUAAGCUUGGUGACAGCGGGCGUCUUCCCAAGGCUAACGACAACACUUGCCCCAUAUGCUUAUCAGAGUAUCAGCCUAGGGAGACAUUAAGGACUAUACCAAAGUGUAGCCAUUACUUCCAUGCCAAUUGCAUAGAUGAGUGGCUAAAGGUGAAUGCUUCGUGCCCUUUGUGUCGUAAUUCACCUGGCGGAUCUGCUGCAAUUACUCCAACUAUAUCUUCCUCUUCAUCAUCAUCAUCAUCUUCUCUCUUAUCACCAUAGAUUUAUGCCAUUUAUCAGCUCCUGUGUGUAUAUUGUAUCCCUGAGGAUGUGAGUUUCGAGAAGUUCUUGCUCUGUGACUAAUGAAUUUUCGUUAUGAGUUGGAAAACAAACAUGUUGCCCUUCCAAUUUCUGUUUGUGAAUU
Molecule: messenger RNA, 1303 nt
Organism: Durio zibethinus
Lineage: Eukaryota; Viridiplantae; Streptophyta; Magnoliopsida; Malvales; Malvaceae
Product: RING-H2 finger protein ATL20-like
Molecular function (GO): polysaccharide binding
Source: RefSeq, a predicted model, not a curated record